AUGCCCGGGAUGUCGUCCCCUUCCGCAUCCCGCUCCGUUCCGCAAACCAUGCCACCUGCGUCGAUUACCCCCGCGGGUUUCCCCAGAAGCCCCCUGGUUUCCGCCGUAGAGAUGCCCGCAGGCGCAGUCCCCUCCGCUCUCCUGCCCGCGGGCGCAGUUCCCCCCGUUCCCCCUGGCCUCUCCGCGGUUCAAGUCUGCAUGUCGCCGCUGCUGAUGCCGGCGCCGCUGCAGCUACCGCAUGCACCUCUCGCGCCGGUUAUGCGGCCGGUUAUGUCGCCGGUUAUGCAGCCCGUUCUGUCACCGGCUAUGCAGCCGACUAUGUCGCCAGUACUGCGGCCAGUUAUGUCGCCGGUUCUGCGGCCGGUUAUGCCGGUGAUGCACCCGAAUCUAGUGAGCACGCUCAAGUCUAUUAUCUCUUCGUCCCCCUCCGAUCAACAAAGUCUGGCGCAGGGGCAGGGGCAGGCGCAGGCGCAGGGGCAGGCGGAGGGGCACGCGCAGGUGCAGGCGCAAAGGCAGACGCAGGGGCAGGAGGAGAGGCAAGUACAGGCGCAGGCGGUGACGCAGGGAUGGGGACAGAGGGAGGCGCGGGAACAGGCGCAGAUGCGCCUCUCUGCUUCUCUGCCGUCCCUCCCCCGCGUUCCAGAAGCUUCCGUUCCGCUUGAUCCCGGCUUCGCGGAACCUUCCCCCCCCACUGCCUCGCCUGCUUCUUCCCCCACUGCUGCUCUCCCCCGUUUGCCCCCGCUUUACUGCUCCGCCGCUUCCGCGUCCCCGCGAGGGCACUGCGCCCGCGUGCCGUCCCGCGCGUCCCCAGCCCCUCCUCUAGCAUCCCCGCCCGCAACACCUUCCGCCCAGCCUGCGCGCGAUCCCCCAUUCCCCGCCGCAUGCCCCCUCGCGUGCCCGCCCGCGCCUGCGUCCGCGCCAUCUACUCCCUCCGCCCAAUUCGCUUCCGCCCCGCCUCUCCACCCCGCGUGCCUGUCCGCGCCUGCGUUUCUGUCUUCCGCGCCCGCCCUUCCCCCGCCCUCCCGCGCGCCAGUAGCCGCGGACGGGUCUUCCGCCCUCCGCUCUGCUGCUUCCGCGGGCUCCCUCCCCCAGCCCCUCACACUGCCGCCCAGCAGUGUGCCGCCCAGCAGCCAUUCAGGGGACACUUUGCCGCCCAUGCCGCCCAGCAGCCAUUCAGGGGACACUUUGCCGCUCAUGCCGCCCAGCAGCAUCGCAGACAGUACCAUUCUACCCACUAGGCCACAGAACAUGGAGUGUUUGAAGCGCGGAUUGGAGGAGGAAGGGAGGGAGGCUGGUUGGGACUCGGUUCCUUGUCAGAAGAGAGCGAGAAGGGAGAGUAGAGCGGCCGUUGCUGACGGUGCUGCUGCUGCUGGUGCUGUUGGUGCUGUUGGUGCUGUUGGUUCUGCUCGCGCGGUUGAGUCUGCCGCUUCUGCUGCUGCUGUUGCUGCUGCUGCUGCUGACGCUUCUGCCGCUGUUGACGCGGUUGAGUCUGCUGGUGCUGCUGGUGCUGCUUGUGCUUCUGAGUCACCCGUUCUCUCAGCCCCUCCCACCUUUCCCCGCCCCGCCCCACCUCCCGACAGCGCCGUUCUGCUAGACUCUCUCAUUCUACCUGACCCCCCUGAGCCUGUUUCCACCCCUGAGCCUCCUAUCUCUCAGGACCUCCCCCUUUUGCCUCCCCCUCUGCCCGAUGCCACGCUUCUUGUUUCCCCUACUCUUGAGACGUCUCAAAAUUCAACCGUUGCUGCAGCUGUCGCUGACCCCCCUGAGCCUGUUUCCACCCCUGAGCCUCCUAUCUCACAGGACCUCCCCCUUUUGCCUCCCCCUCUGCCCGAUGCCACGCUUCUUGACGCCCCUACUCUGCUAGACCCUCCCACCCUCUUGGAGCCGCCUUCUCUGCGAGACCCCUCGGUGCUGCCAGUGCAUUCACCUCUCCCUGACGUUUCCGCCGUCGACCUGCCUCCUUUGGACCUGCCGCCCACUCUGCCGCCCGCUUUGCCGUCCGCUCUGCCGCCGGUGCUGCCGUCCGCCCUGCCGCCCGUGCUGCUGCCAACUGGGAAAACGACAGAGCAACGGCUAGACGUUCCAGCAAUUGACGUUGCUGCAGCACCAGAUUCGGUUGUAGCGAAUGUGGUUGUAGCAAAUGAAGCUGUAGUAGGCGCGGCUGUAGCGGACGCGGCUGUAGCGGAUGCAGUUGUGGCGGAGGUGGUUGUAACGGAUGGGGUUGUAGUGAAUGCGAUUGUAGCAGAUGGGAAUAUAGCAGAUUCGGUUGUAGCAGGUGCAGCUGUAGCGGAUGGGGCACUAGCAGAGGAGGUUGAAGCAGCACAAGGAGUUGCAGAUGCUGGGGGCUCAGGCGUGUUGGCCUUGACAGGCUCGCUAGCCUUCCUGCCAGCCUCCCUGCCUGGAGCAGCUGCUGGAGAGCUAGUCAGUGUCUCUGCUAGGGAUACUGGUAGAACAGCCACUUCUUUCUUUGGGAAAGCAGAGAUUGCUGUUGUUAAUGGCUUCCCAGCACCUAUCCCUACCACCACUGUUGCCACUGCCAAUUCCCAACCAGCAGAUACCCCUUCCGCCACUACCAAUAGCAAACCAGCGCAUAUCCCUACCGCCACUGCCAAUGGCAAGCCAGCAGCGCACACCCCUACCGCCAGACAAGCAGAGAUCGUCUCACUGGACCUUAUCCACAACCGCCGCCCGUUUCUCUGCCACGUCAGCGACUGCGGGAAAACGUUCAAGAACUGGCAGACGCUGAAGAUGCAUCUGCGCACGCACGAUCUGCCCGACGCGGUGUUCCAGGCGGCGUGUGAGGAUGCUCUGGGGCCGCGGCACGGGGGCAGCAAGGCCGGGCAGAAUAAAAAGAUUCCGUCGCGCUGCCCGGAGUGCGGGAAGACGUUUGUGGGGCUGUAUGAGCUGAGGCGGCAUUUUGGGCGGAAGCACCAGCAGGGGGAGAAGCCGUUUGCGUGCGCCAAGUGCAGCAAGCGGUUCUUUGUUGAGGCGGAUCUGAGGGACCAUGGGAAGAUGUGUGGGCAGAUGCUGGUGUGUCGCUGCGGCAUGCAGUUUGCCUUCAAGUGUAACCUUGUCAACCACAUGCGCUCCCGCCCCCUCUGCCAACUCCUCUCCGCCGCCAACCCCAUUCCGCCCCCCGCUGCUGCCGCUUCCGCUGCUGUGGCUGCUGCUACUGCUGCUGCCGCUGCUGCUGCUGGAAGUGCAGGGGGAGGGGGAGGGGGUGGGGAAGGGCUAGGGGAAGGGGCAGAGGCAGGGGCAAGGGCAGGAGGAGCAGUGGGAGUGCAGGCAGGGGCGAUGGCAGGCUUUUCGAAGCCUGCUAGUCGUGGUACUGCUAAGAGGGGCAGGGCUGCUGCUUGUGUCGGGAGGAUGGGGAGGGCGGGGAGAGGGGAUAGUGCUUGUGCUGCUGCUGCUGCUGCUGCUGCUGCUGCCGCUGCUACUGCCGCUAAUAAUGCAGCUGUCGCUGCCAGCGGGUCAAGAGUGUACGCCCUUGCCCCACAGGACCCUAAUGUGCGUGCCGAGCCUGGAACGCAACCUGGAACGCAACCUGGAACGCACCCUGGAACACACCCUGGGAUGCACCUGCAGCAGUAUCCUAGUGCUUUGGGCCUUACCCCGUUCCCAUCGCUCAUUCCCAGUCCAGUUUACCCAUACCAUCCUCCUCCUCAAGCUUCGAUCACCACCACUCCUGCUACAGCCACUGCUUCUAUAGUCACCACUGCUACAGCCGGAGCUAGUGUUGCUGCUACAGCCGGCACUGUGUUUCCUGCUGUUCCUGCUGACCUGGCCGCCAGCUCAUCUGCUCCAUUGAUGCACGUGGCUACAGCCGUAUCUGCUGGUGCUACAGCUUCUGGCACUACAGCUGCCGGUGCCACAGCUGCCGGUGCUACAGCCUUCCUCCCCCCCAUGGGAUUUGUGCCGUUCAAUGCUCCUUAG
Molecule: messenger RNA, 3933 nt
Organism: Closterium sp. NIES-65
Lineage: Eukaryota; Viridiplantae; Streptophyta; Zygnematophyceae; Desmidiales; Closteriaceae
Source: the annotation of a GenBank genome assembly